AUGGUGUGCAAAAUUGAACACCAACUAAAAUUAUCAAGAUGGCGGGGCACAUUGGACGACAACUUUUGCAGGCACGACAGUCGUACGCAUCGCUUGUUAUCAUUAUAAAACGCCUUAAUAUACUUCCGCUUGAGAGGGCAGGAUGCAGACAGUUCUUCAGUUCCAGAUCAAUACAGAAUGAUGGCAGUCAAACUAUGGUGGAAACAGCUGACGGCAACACAAUCGUCUGUUAUCAUCCCACAGAGCCCUUUCCAUAUGAAAACACAAAGCCAAUGCCAAGACCAGACCCCUCCAAACCAGAGGAGGCAGUCGAUUCAAUCCUAAAGAUGAAAUUUGGCCAUGAGAGUUUCGAGAAAGAGAGACGAGGACCAAAUGUGCACGAGUUGGCAAAGAUGUUCUACACAACCAAGCACAGAUGGUAUCCACUGGGAAUUCGGAGAAGAAACAAAGUUGCCAGAAAUCCACCUAGAGACAGACCCUACCUCUGAUGUUAGUUCUGCCAGAACACCAGUUGAAUUUUUAAAAAAUUGCAAAAAAAAGAUAGCAGGGGUGCAAAAGCAUUCCGAUUCGGUGGAUACCAGGCACAGAGAGACAGUGGCAUUUGGUCUUGCAUUUACUGGCCCAGAUGAAAAUACCAAAAAGUUGGACAAUUUAUCAGUGGUUUCAGGAGUCAAUUUUUAGAGAAGGGGUAAAUAUCAUUUUUGAGACCAAGUCCCACUGUGGUAGAUUACAAAGUCGAGAACACGGCACAAAUUCCAAAGGUGAUGGGCUGGAGAGCACACUGAAGAACCUCGGAAGAUUGCGAAUUCUAGACACAAUUAACAAAGUGAAGGGUGACAAAGGAAUACUUUUGUUCCAUUCAUUUGAAUAGCUUGUGAAUUAGGUAGGACAUCUUGUGUUGGGCGUGUGAUGGUCCAAGAGGUUUUAACUACAAUCAGCCAGGUUAUUUUUGAAUUUUUUCCCCCUGUAUUUGCCUGUACAGUUUAAAACCACACUUGCUGACAAGGGAAAAAAUGAUGUACAUUUCUAGUGAAGAAGGAAUUUUAAACAAGAAAAGAUUAGUUCAGCAGAAUAAAUUGAAACCAGAAGAAACUGUGUAA
Acanthaster planci (crown-of-thorns starfish) is the source of this 1100-nucleotide messenger RNA. Its product is annotated as large ribosomal subunit protein mL42-like. The record is from RefSeq and is a predicted model, not a curated record. NCBI's taxonomy places the organism in Eukaryota, Metazoa, Echinodermata, Asteroidea, Valvatida, Acanthasteridae. Gene Ontology annotation, cellular component: mitochondrial large ribosomal subunit.